AAGAGCUCUGCUGUCUCUCUACUCAGUGUAGAGUGUCUUUCUUUAAGACUAAUUUCAGAUCCUUUUUAUCUAUUGCCCAUGUUGCAUUAUUUCAACUUAUAAAGAUAUGUUUUAGACUCUGGGCAAGAAUUGGUAUUAUAUAAUUUUUAUGUUGAAACUGAAAUGGAGUUCAUAGCUAAGGAAUUUUUAGGUAAUUUGCUUCCUUAGAAAACUAAUGCUGCCCCAUACGAAAGGAAUGCCAUGCAAGAAAGGAGAUGUAUGUGGAUUUCUUGUGUACUUGCUUUUGAGCUUAUAACUCUUUAUUUCUUGUAAAUGUACGUGUAGCAAUAGGCUGGAAAAAGAAAACAUUGCAGGAAUAUAGUAGAAAAGAUUAAGUUUCUUACUGGAAUCAUCAGAGAAAAAGAUAAAGGAGACCAAGGAGAAGAAAGCCUGCCUGCUGCCUCAGUUUCCAUGAGUGUUAUCCAGUUGAAAACGAGUGUAUAUGCCACCAGGCAUUUGGUUCUUGUCCAGAGCUUCAGGCAAAGCUGUGUGGAGAGGAAAUGCAGAGUGAGAAUGAAACUUCUUCAGUAGACUUCAUUCUGCUGGGAUUCCUGAGCCGGACCAAUGUACACAUGUUCUCCAUGGCCAUGAACUUAUUAGCCUUCAUCGCUGCCUUGUCUGGAAAUGCUCUUCUCAUGCUUCUAAUCCAAGUGGAUUCCUCCCUUCACAGUCCCAUGUACUUUUUCCUCAGACAAUUGGCUUUCAUGGACAUCUGUCAGACACUGAUAAUUGUCCCCAAAAUGUUAGCUGACUUCCUGAUCCCAGGAAACCCCAUUUCUCCAGCUGGCUGUGGGGCUCAGAUUUUCCUUGUGCUAACAAUGGGCGUAUCAGAGUGCCUCCUCCUGGCAGUCAUGGCUUAUGACAGGUACAUAGCGAUCUGCAUCCCCUUGCAGUACCCCAUCCUCAUGAGCAGGAACAUCUGCUUUCUUUUAUCAGCUGGGGUCUGGAUGGGAGCAUCGGUAAAUGCGUUGAUUCAGACAGUGUUCACACUGGGUUUUCCCUACUGUGGCUCCAAAGAGAUUGACCAAUUCUUCUGUGAGAUCCCAGCCCUGCUCAAAUUGUCCUGCUCUGACACCUCUCAAUAUGAGGCUCUGGUGUUCAUGAGUAGCGUUGUCGUGUUCCUCAUCCCUUCUUCCCUUAUAUUAGCCUCUUAUGCUUGUAUCCUCUCCAGGGUCCUGAGGAUGAAGUCAACCAAGGGACAGCAGAAAGCUCUAGCCACUUGUUCCUCCCACCUGACUGUGGUGGUCAUGUUUUACGGGGAAGGCAUCUUCAUGUACCUGAGACCCAGCUCCUACCAAUCACCAGAGCAAGACAAGAUUGUGUCUCUGUUUUACACCAUUGUCCCCCCAGUACUGAAUCCACUCAUCUACAGCCUGAGAAACAGGGAUGUCUUACAUGCCCUCAGAAAGUGGAUUGGGAAAUGCAGAGACUUCCAGCAAGAUUGACAGAAGUUGUAGCCUGCCCAGGAAAGGGGAGAGGGAGACUUGCAUGAGGCUGAGUCAGAUAGGAUAGUUGCUGAACUGAAGUGUGUCUUCAGGGAAACAGUGACCCCAGACUGACUACCAAGACAGAGAGGGGAGACAUAGGAUCCUUCCUGUAAUAAUCUUGGCCACAUGGGCCGCAGUAGGCCAUAAAGACCUGGGGCAACACCUGUACUUGAGACAUUGGCUGUUAAGUGUUUGAAAAAGUUUUCAGAGGAGAGUAUCCCCAGAGUCACGCACAGUGGUAGAGAUCCUGAGUCACUCCUCUGCCCCAUGUGCACAUGUACAGCAUGGUUGUCAUAGGCCUGGAGUGGCUGGCAUGGCCCAGAGCAAGGGAAUGAGCAUGGCAAGAUUGAACCUAAUGUACGUACGACCUACUGGGAGUAUACGGGCUUCAUGUGUGGUACCUACUCCUUUGAUACAGCUGAAGUGGGAAGCAGGGGAGGCGUCCAUAUGUUUUGGUUUGCAUGGCCAGAAAAUGAUGGCAAUGCUCCCAUGGAAAACUAGGACUCUUGUCCUGAGUGGUCCUUAGAAAGUUCAUGUUGAACUUAACCUACCUGGACAUAUAGGAAUCCUAUCUACUUCUCCUUUUAUAAACCCUAUGGUCAUGAGUAGGGACCUACUGAAUUCAUUGUAUAAGUGGGCUGUCCAGCAGCUCUCUUAAUCUUGCAGGUUCCCCUGUGUACCCCCCUGCCAAACAUUGCAGAUUGGCAGAUGGGCCCUGGUGGCCCUGCUGUUUGUGGCUGACCAUUUGGGAGGCAAAAACAGCACCAUAUUUAAUACUACAACAAAUAUCUUCAGUUAUUAAAUCUUAUUUAAUGUAAUCUCACUUACAAAUGUUUAGACUAUAGUUUCAUCUCUGCCAGGUUCUGUCUGUUCCCCUAUUAUCUAACCUGUGUUUUACCAUCGAGUGUUCCUUUGCUGGCUGCCUGGAGGGCCUACUGGGAGUAGGGACUGUACACUAACUGGAAGACCAAAGAGGGCCAUGGCCUAUGCUGUUAUAGUGCCUUCUCCUGCCAUACCCAGCUGAGUUUGUCUCGGUUUACAUUUAGUAAGAUUUCUUGGUUUUGCACUCUUAUAUUUGUAAAUAGUAUAUAUCUAUAUCUAUAUCUACAUAUGUACACAUUAUAUAUGUUUAUUGACACUGUACUGUAAAAUUAAAU
Molecule: messenger RNA, 2683 nt
Organism: Alligator mississippiensis (American alligator)
Lineage: Eukaryota; Metazoa; Chordata; Crocodylia; Alligatoridae
Product: olfactory receptor 2T5-like
Exons: 2
Coding region: 540-1484 (314 amino acids)
Biological process (GO): G protein-coupled receptor signaling pathway
Cellular component (GO): membrane
Molecular function (GO): olfactory receptor activity; G protein-coupled receptor activity
Source: RefSeq, a predicted model, not a curated record